AUGUCUUUACCUUGUUUUGCGAUAAAGAUUGUAGCAAUUGUAGAAUCAAGAAAAGAUGUCGGAGAAUAUUGGAAGCUGGCCAUGAAAGACCAAGACAUGCCUGAGGAAAUUCAAGGUCUCCUUGAUGCAAACAUUGAAAAGAAUUUCAAGACUCUCAAGCAGUCUUUUGAUGCUAAGGAAAAUAAUAAAGCUGUCAAAGAUUUUGAACCAAGACCUAAUGUUUCGGCUUAUGGAGAAAAUGACAUCAAUACUACAGAAAAUAAGGGCGCCAAUGAAGAAUUUGAACCAAGACCUAAUAUUUCAGCUUAUGGAGACAACAACAUUGAUGAUGAGAAAAAAAAGAAAAGUACUGAAGAUUUCGAACCAAGACCAAAUAUUUCAGCUUAUGGAAACAAUGACAUCGAUGAUAGGAAAAAGAAUAAAGUUGUUGAGAAUUUUGAACCAAGGCCAAAUAUUUCUGCUUAUGACAACAAUGAGAUUGGUGCUGAAUUCACAGAGGAUUUUGAACCAAGACCAAGUGUCACUAAAUAUAAUGCAUAA
Messenger RNA from Lathyrus sativus (Indian pea), 540 nucleotides. Lineage: Eukaryota; Viridiplantae; Streptophyta; Magnoliopsida; Fabales; Fabaceae. The record is from the annotation of a GenBank genome assembly.